UAGCAAAACUAAUAACCAUCAUAUUUCUCUUUUUCUCGAUCUCUCCCACGCUAACCGCCAGCUCCACCUUCGUCAUCGGCACCGCCACACAAUCGUGCCGCCCCGACUAAAACAUCCGUCACGCUCAGAGCCUCUCCAGUUACUUCUCCAUCUCUCAGUCUAAGGGUUCUCAAUAACUUCGGCGUUACUCUCAAAUAUCCCUUCUGUUUCCGCUGAAGAUGGCUACUGCAUCAGUUGCAUUCAAAUCUAGGGAGGAUCAUCGCAAACAACUAGAAUUAGAGGAAGCACGUAAAGCAGGGCUUGCACCAGCUGAGGUUGAUGAAGAUGGGAAAGAAAUCAACCCUCACAUUCCUCAAUAUAUGUCCUCUGCACCUUGGUAUCUUAAUGCUGAGAGACCAAGUUUAAAACAUCAAAGGAAAUGGAAAUCAGAUCCGAAUUAUACAAAAUCCUGGUACGACAGAGGUGCAAAAAUACAUCAGGCAGACAAGUAUAGGAAGGGUGCAUGUGAAAAUUGUGGAGCAAUGACGCAUAAUGCAAAAGCAUGCAUGGAAAGGCCCCGAAAGGUAGGAGCCAAAUGGACAAACAUGCACAUAGCACCAGAUGAAAAGAUCGAGACGUUUGAAUUAGAUUAUGAUGGAAAAAGGGAUCGUUGGAAUGGUUAUGAUCCAGCAACCUAUGCUCGUGUAAUUGAGAGGUAUGAGGCUAGAGAUGAAGCAAGGAGAAAAUUUUUGAAAGAACAACAACUAAAGAAAUUGGAAGAGAAAAAUAAUAAGCAGAAUGAGGAUGCUGAAGUUAGUGAUGAAGAUGAGGAUGAAGAUGAUUUGAAGGUUGAUGAGGCAAAGGUUGAUGAAAGCAAGCAAAUGGACUUUGCAAAAGUUGAGAAGCGUGUUCGUACGACAGGUGGUGGAAGCACGGGAACUGUUAGGAACUUGCGUAUCCGGGAAGAUACAGCCAAAUAUCUUUUAAAUCUCGAUGUCAACUCGGCUUAUUACGAUCCCAAAACUCGGUCGAUGCGUGAAGAUCCUCUUCCUGAUGCAGAUCCAAACGAGAAAUUUUAUGGAGGUGAUAACCAAAAUAGAAUCAGCGGGCAAGCUUUGGAUUUCAAGCAACUCAAUGUGCAUGCUUGGGAAGCAUUUGACAAAGGUCAAGAUAUCCAUCUGCAAGCUGCUCCAUCACAAGCCGAACUUCUGUAUAAGAACUAUAAGGUUAUUAAAGAGAAAUUGAAGUCACACACGAAGGAUGCCAUCAUGGAGAAGUAUGGGAAUGCUGCUGCGGAGGAAAAGCUGCCUCGGGAACUUUUAUUGGGACAGAGCGAGAGGCAAGUUGAAUAUGAUCGUGCUGGCAGAAUUGUUAAAGGCCUGGAGAUGGCUCUUCCCAAAAGUAAAUAUGAGGAAGAUGUUUUCAUUAACAACCACACGAGUGUUUGGGGCUCAUGGUGGAAGGAUCACCAGUGGGGUUAUAAAUGCUGUAAGCAAACCAUCCGGAACAGUUAUUGCACUGGAGCUGCUGGAAUUGAGGCUGCUGAGGCAGCAGCUGACUUAAUGAAGUCUAAUAUUGCUCGUAAAGCAACUUCUGAAGAUACACCAGCCCCAGCAGAAGAGAAAAAGCUGGCUACAUGGGGAAGUGAAGUACCUGAUGAUAUUGUCCUCGACCAGAAGAAACUUACUGAAGCUCUAAAGAAGGAGGAUGAAAGAAGGAAGGAGGAGAAGGAUGAAAGGAAACGUAAAUAUAAUGUGAGAUGGAACGAUGAGGUAACUGCUGAGGACAUGGAAGCGUAUAGGAUGAAGAAGGUACAUCAUGAUGAUCCCAUGAAGGAUUUUCUCAACUAAAUUAGGACAUUCAUGUAUUGUAAAUAUUAGUCGGGAAUUGUCUGUGUUUAACAUGGAAGGAACUAGUCAUCUGAGCGUUUUGUACUUCAUUUCAAAGUGUAAUUAUGAAGAUAUGAGUUUGUACAACUAAUUGGGUUGAAUUCAGAAUUGUGUAUUGUGAAGCGCGUGGAUCAGUUUUCUUUGUUUAGGGUUAAUAGCAAAAUGAACACAUCUGUAGAUAUGGAAUUCUAACUCUGUGAGCAUUAACAACUAACUCAGGUUGUUUGGGGUUCAAUAUAAGAUGAUAUAUUCCUACA
Messenger RNA from Benincasa hispida (wax gourd), 2125 nucleotides. Its product is annotated as pre-mRNA-splicing factor SLU7. The record is from RefSeq and is a predicted model, not a curated record. Gene Ontology annotation, biological process: mRNA splicing, via spliceosome. Lineage: Eukaryota; Viridiplantae; Streptophyta; Magnoliopsida; Cucurbitales; Cucurbitaceae. Gene Ontology annotation, cellular component: spliceosomal complex. Gene Ontology annotation, molecular function: pre-mRNA 3'-splice site binding.